Penicillium macrosclerotiorum is the source of this 3720-nucleotide messenger RNA. Its product is annotated as putative NRPS-like enzyme. The transcript has 2 exons. Gene Ontology annotation, biological process: carbohydrate metabolic process. The record is from RefSeq and is a predicted model, not a curated record. The coding region runs from base 1 to 3720 and encodes 1239 amino acids. Gene Ontology annotation, molecular function: phosphopantetheine binding; kinase activity. Lineage: Eukaryota; Fungi; Ascomycota; Eurotiomycetes; Eurotiales; Aspergillaceae.
AUGGCAGCAUCGGUUCUAUCUACACCGGCAGCGUCCGCACUGCCGCUCACUUCUUCAUCGGCCACAACCUUCUCAUCGAAGACAAACUCCACACAAGUAAUUGUCCCGCCAAACCAAGAUAUCUAUACUUUGAAUGAUCUUUUACGAGUCAGAGCAGCCGGUUACACGGCACACGAUCCUAUAGUAGCAUAUCCUUCAUCAGGAACUGACUAUGUAUACUAUACUCCAAACGAGCUGAAUAUUCUCGUGGAGGCUGCAGCCGUUCACUAUGCCCAAACUAUUCCCCAAAGAGUCUCAUCAACUGAUCCUGUCCAAGUGGUAGGGCUAUUAGGCUUAUCAGACUUUGAAUACCUGAUUACGCUGCUUGCCAUCUCUCGGCUGGGACAUACUGUCUUGCUUUUGUCAACACGAAUCGCCGAGGAUGCCUAUGUCAGCCUGCUAGAAAAUACUAAGGCAUCUUUUAUUGUCACUUAUCCCAGCUUUCGAGAGAUGGGGGAGAAUGUCUCAAAGCGAACCAACGUGAUUCAAUUACCGGUGAUCGCACCACAAACCCCCACUUCGCCUGAUGUGCUCUCGGCCUGUCUACCAACAGCAAGCCUGGAUGGCCCGACAGAAAGCAAGAAUAUCACCUGGGUUAUCCAUUCAAGUGGUUCGACUGGCCAUCCGAAGCCCAUUUACCAAACCCAUUCGGGGGCCUUGAAAAAUUAUGCCAAUAACUUCGGCCUUAAGGGAUUCAUAACUUUGCCUUUAUUCCAUGCCCAUGGAAUCAGCUGUCUUUUCAGGGCAAUCCACUCCCAGAAAUUGAUUUAUAUGUACAACGCUAGUUUACCGCUCACAGCCACUUGUCUCCUUACAACCCUGAAAGAGAAUUCGGAGAUUCAGGUACUGUACGCGGUGCCAUAUGCCCUGAAGUUGCUGUCCGAGUCCGAAGAAGGGCUAGAAAGUAUGGCUCGCCUUGAACUUGUCAUGUUCGGUGGAUCCUCUUGUCCAAAACCCAUUGGAGAUACUCUGGUGCAAAAUGGCGUUCGUCUCGUAUCACACUAUGGAACCACCGAGACUGGACAACUGAUGACAUCCUUCCGUGAGCGGUCGGAUUUGGACUGGGAUUAUGUCCGACCAGGCCCAUCUUUGCUUCCAUAUCUCCGCUGGGAGGAGCAGCCCGGAAUGCCGGGAAUCUAUGAGCUAUGUGUAAUGGAGGGAUGGCCUUCGAAAGUGGCCAGUAACCGUCCUGAUAACUCGUACGCCACAAAAGAUCUUUUCGAGAAGCAUCCGAUAACUCCAAAUGCCUGGAGAUAUUAUGCCCGUCUUGAUGAUACCUUGGUCCUAGAAAAUGGAGAGAAGGCCAAUCCUCUUGUGAUCGAGGGUGUUGCUCGCAAGAACCCCAACGUCGGCGAGGCGAUUGCCUUCGGCAGCACGAAACCUCGAGUUGGUCUGUUCCUGAUUCCGUCCGACAAAUGUACAUUCCAAACCGACGAAGAGCUUCUGGAUAAUGUGUUCCCCGAGAUCGAAGCAUGCAAUGCAGAGUCACCUGCUUAUGCAUAUGUGUCUCGUGAUAUGAUUCGUGUCCUGCCUAGGGACGCCGUCUACCGGAAGACAGAUAAAGGAACGGUCAUUAGAUCUGCUUUCUAUAAAGACUUUGCGGACAAUAUCAAUGAGGUUUACGACAGCCUAGACGUGCAGGGUGAACGAGUACUAGAAAGAAACGAGCUCAUUGACUUCCUCCGGGGGUCGCUUCUCGAGAUUGUACCGUCCGUGCAGUCCAGCUCAUUGGGAGAUAGCACCGAUGUUUUCAGCCUAGGAAUCGACAGCCUCCAGUCGAUCCGACUUCGAACUGCCAUUAUCCGUGUAUUGGAUCUAGGAGGUAAGAAACUAUCACAGAACUUCGUCUUCGAAAAUCCGUCUUUGCAAGCGAUGGCAGACCAGAUCACCAGCUUGCGCCUCGGGCAGGGCCUCAAAGAGCAGGGUCCAGUGGAAGAGAGAAUGAAGAAUCUCAUUGAGAAGUAUAGCAGCGGGUUUAAGAUUCAUGUUCCUAUUCCGCGAGAUGAAGAUGGCGAGUACAUCGUACUCACUGGUGCCACCGGAUCCCUGGGGGCUCAUAUCGCUGCUCAGCUAGCGGAAUCAGACCGCGUGAAACGGAUCUACUGUCUCGUCCGAGCCAAAUCAAUAAUUUCUGCUCGCCGACGGGUCGCCCAGAGUCUUCGUAUCCGUGCCUUGAUCUUGUCGCCUGCAGCGGAGCGAAAGAUCAUCGCCCUGUCUUCUGAUCUGGCCAACUCAGAGAACUUGGGUCUCGAUGCUCAAGCUUUCGCGCAAAUCAAGAGGUCAGUCACCACGGUGAUUCACUGUGCUUGGUCCGUCAAUUUCAACUGGGCGCUGGAAAGCUUCGAACAGAGUUGUAUUGCGCCAACUCGAAACCUUCUGGAUCUCUGUUUAAGCGCCGAGGGACUCCAGCCAGCUUCGUUUGCUUUCUGUUCGUCUGUGAGCACAGUUUCUCGAACUCCUGGGAGCUGGGUCCCUGAAGCUCUUCCAGAGUCGCUUUCAUAUGCACAGGGAAUGGGAUAUGCCCAGUCGAAGCUGGUGGCAGAGAAUAUUGUCAAUCGUGCCGCCCGUCAGACUGGAAUGACAGCACGAGUUCUACGAGCAGGGCAGAUUGUCGCCGACACUAUUCACGGUAUCUGGAAUGCCACCGAGGCAAUCCCUAUGAUCUUUCAAACUGCAAAGACUAUCAAGGCUCUGCCUCAGCUAGAUGAUGUGCUUAGCUGGACCCCCGUUGAUGUAAUGGCCCGAAGCAUUGUCGAUCUCAGUCUGGCUCCUACUGCAGGAGAAAUUAUGAAUGUGACCAAUCCUACUUUGAGCCACUGGACCCAUGACCUGUUGCCACGGCUGAAGGAGGCAGGGUUGAACUUCGAGGAACUUCCCAAGCAAACCUGGCUUCAACGACUCCGAGAAUCGAACCAAGACCCGGAGGUCAACCCACCUGUGAAGCUGCUGGAGUUCUUCGCGUCCAAGUAUGAUAAUAACAAUCCUAGUCGAGCCUUGCUCUACGACACCAAAAAGGCGCAAGAAGCAUCUCCCACUCUGGCUAGCGCACAGGGUCUUGACACUGACUUUACGUCGCGAUUUGUGAACUACUUUACCACUCAGUGCUGGGUCAAAGCACCAACCCCAGCCUUGCCCCGUGAGGUCAUCUUCCUCAUCGGACCUUGCGGCUGCGGCAAGAGCACUGCCGGCCAGGCUCUCCAACAACGACUGGCCAUCCCCGUCAUCGAAGGCGAUAACCUGCACUCCCCACUGGCGCGCCAGAAGAUGGCCAGCAACCUUCCCCUGCAGGACUCAGAUCGCUGGGACUGGCUUGCACAUAUCCGUGGGGCCGUGAUGGACCGUCUGCUGCACUCGGAGAUCCCCGCGGUCGCAGUGACCUGCUCGGCACUGCGCACCGUCUAUCGCGAUGAGCUUCGUCGCUUGUCUCAAUUAUUUGACUUCCCUGUCACUGUGACAUUUCUGUUCUUAUCGUCUCAGGACCGAGAGCAAUUGAAACAGCGCAUGGUGGCUCGGUUUGCAACCGAAAAUCACUAUAUGAAGUCCACGAUGGUCGAUUCGCAGCUUGAUCUCCUAGAGGACCCCACUGACGAGCCUGAUGUAUUUGUGUUGGAUUCUAGCCAACCAAGAGAGCAGAUGCUGGACAAUGUGGUGGAUACCGCGCGGGGGAUCUUGAAGGCAUGA